Messenger RNA from Mizuhopecten yessoensis (Yesso scallop), 1299 nucleotides. Its product is annotated as signal recognition particle 19 kDa protein-like. Lineage: Eukaryota; Metazoa; Mollusca; Bivalvia; Pectinida; Pectinidae. Gene Ontology annotation, cellular component: signal recognition particle, endoplasmic reticulum targeting. The coding region runs from base 37 to 513 and encodes 158 amino acids. The transcript has 5 exons. Gene Ontology annotation, biological process: SRP-dependent cotranslational protein targeting to membrane; SRP-dependent cotranslational protein targeting to membrane, signal sequence recognition. Gene Ontology annotation, molecular function: 7S RNA binding. The record is from RefSeq and is a predicted model, not a curated record.
ACACACAUAUGACCCAGACGAGCACUGACUGCCAACAUGGCGAAUGCACAACCGGCACAACCGGCACAAGCUAGGCCGUGGGACCCGAAUUUCAAACAUACCGACAGGGAGAGGUGGAUAUGUUUGUACCCAGCCUAUAUCAACAGCAGGAAAACAGUGAAUGAAGGCAGGAAGCUUCCUAAAGACAUGUGUGUAGAUAACCCUCAAACUCUGGAGAUCAGAGACGUGCUAGGGCCCUGUGGAUUGCUGAUUGGUAUUGAGAACAAGGUGUAUCCACGGGAACUUGAUCAUCGUGACCUUAAGACCCGGGGUCGUGUGAGAGUACAGAUAAAGGGAGAGAACGGGGAACCCAUGAUGGAGAAAUUCCCUGAUCGUAAAGCUGUGCUGAAGUAUGUGUGUGAAAUGAUCCCCAAACUCAAGACGCGACAGUCGUCGGGUGCCUCCACCCAGUCGCAGGCCCAGCCCACACAAAGCAGCAAGAGCCAGAAGAAGAAAGGGAGAAAGGGCAAGUGAGGAAGGAACAAAGUGAAAGGAAGUGACAAAGAAAUAAAGACAAACAUUGAACCUGAUAAUAUCAAAGACUUGUGACAGAUCAGGGUUAAUUGAAAGUUUAUUAUGACCAUAUAUGGUAAUGGAGGUGCAUUGUCCUGUGUAUGGGGAAUGUUCAUUGUCUGAGGAGGAGUGACUAUAUGUUGUCUAGUGGAGGAGAACCACUGUCAUAUAGCAAUGUGAAUGGUUUUUGUUGUAUGGACAAAGGGACAUCAAUUGUAUGGAUGGGAAACCAUGUUUGUGGUAUGGAGGUAGGAACAUUGUCAUAUUGCACAGUUAAUGGUCUUUGAUGAAUGGAUAGGAAACAAUGUUUGUGGUAUGGAUGGAGGAACAUUAAUUGUUGUUUGGAAUGUUCCUUAAUGUAUGGUAAUCAUUGACAUAUGGAAUUAUACUGCAACAUGAAUGGUAUAUGAGUUUGGUUGGUAAAUACAAGUGGGAUGUAUGAAGAGAAUGAUUGAUGAAGAAGAGAGGAAAUUUGUACUAAGAGUUAAUGUGCAGUAUAAGAGGAACUGCCCAUGUACAUAGUUAUGUACUUGUAAACUGUGUUUUUCUUUCUGAAUGACUUAUCCUUAAUUAUAGCUUAUUAAGUAUUAAGUAGGAAAAAAACCAGAAAGACUUGAUGAAUUUUGAUAUUAAAAAUAGGCUUCAAAUUGUGUGUAUUAUGUUAAGGAAAUAAGUAAAAUCCUGACCGUUAAAAUUUCAUAUCCUCAUAUAAUAUAUAAGUAAUGAAAAUUAAAUAAAUGUUUAACA